AUGAGUCCCACCCACAAGUAUUUCGCCAGAAUCCGACAUGAAAUUAAUGAGUAUAUCCAACCGGUUCCCGUUGUACAGAAAGACGAGUUGGAUGAUACAGGUGUUACAAGUGAUGCAGAUGAUACGGGUGGAAGAAAUGAUACAGUUCAACUUUUUUCGAGCGGUGUUUUGCUGCAAAGGAUUCGACUCGACGCGAUUACGAAGAACUACAUCGCGAUGACGAACGGCUGUAGACUAUCGACUCGGAUCAAACCGGCUCUGAAGAAGACGAAGGAUUCGAAACGUUAG
Angiostrongylus costaricensis is the source of this 288-nucleotide messenger RNA. The record is from the annotation of a GenBank genome assembly. NCBI's taxonomy places the organism in Eukaryota, Metazoa, Nematoda, Chromadorea, Rhabditida, Metastrongylidae.